AAAUAAACUUGCUAAAGUACUGUUAAGUCGGCUGACCUUCAGUUUGUAUAGAAGUCUUUUAGCUUUUCGCUUCAAUCAUCAGGUAAUGAAGAGCUCCUUCAGCACAUUUUGGUCUUCGAUUCUCGACUUGCUCCACGCUUGCAAGCGUCGAGCAAAGGAGUGGGCUCAGUAUAAUAUCUCUUUUUGCAAGCCUGUUUUCUUCAUAGCAGGUUUGAUUGUGAGCCAUGCCUUUGUGGACACUGCCGUGAUAUCAAUUUUUAUCUCAUAUAUCAUCGAUGAGUGGAAGCAUAAAUCUCUUCCUGUAGCUGCAGCAAUUGUGAACGUACAAGAAGGCAUUUCUACCAUUUUCAGACUUAUCGUAGUUCACAUAGCAGAUGCCUACGUAGGUCGCUUCAAAAUCGUGGCAUGCACCACUUCUUUAUACAUACUUGGAUUGGUGCUGUUGAUUUUUGUUCAUCAGUCUGGAUCAUUUGGAUUAUUUGCCUCAUUGCUAAUAAAAGUGGGCAUAGCAGGUCGAGGCCCUACUCUCAAAGCAUUUCUUUCUGAUCACGAUCAAACCUACAGAAGCAACAUAAACAAUGUUGUUAACGAGGAGAAAGUUGAGGACUGCACAAAUUUGUGGUGGCGUGUUGCUUGGUCUCUGGGUGCUGCGAUAAGCGUGAUCAUUUUAUCACUUUACAAUCUUAACUAUAAAAUAGUUUUCAUAGUUUCAGCAGGAGUGAUGGGAGUUGCUUAUGUAUUGUUUUGGUCUGGCAUCUUCUUUUACCACCCCUGUAGACCAACUGGGAGCCCUCUUUCCAUUGUCUAUAGAGUUGUUACAGUGGCUGUGUUGAAAAGACAUCUAAGUUACCCUACUGAUAGCAAUGAAGUCCUUCUGUUCCCUCACAAUCCACUCUUCAGGUUCUUAGACAAAGCUGCAAUUCCUGAAACUUCCAAUCCCGACAAAGAAAGGCAGCAAGGGAGACUUUGCACAAAAGAAGAAGUGAAUCGAGUGAAGAAACUUCUAGCAUUGCUACCCAUGUGGACAAGCUUACUUGUCUAUGCCCUUGCAAAGGCAACAGGCUCCACUUUCUUUAUUGAGCAAAGUGACGGCUUCGACCCUAUUGAAUUCUUUGGCUUGACGUUGCCCAUAAAUGCUUUCUCAACACUUGCAUCACUGGUAAGUUUCAUAGUUUCAUACUUGUUCAGUGCCUUGAUUCCCAAGCGGUGGAAGGAAAAUAAAGAAAAGCAUGAACUUGUUACUCUCUGGAGAAUUGGUCUGGGGAUGGUGUGUUCUAUAUUAUGUUGUGUUACCGCUUCCAAGGUUGACGAGGUUCGCAGAUGGAACUAUAUUCAUAAGAAGAUUAAAAUGAGCAUGUUAUGACUAUUUCCACAGUUUACUUCGUUAGGAGUCAUGGAAGGGCUGGCUCGUGAUGGGCUAACUGAAUUUUUUUACAGUCAAGUAGAUGAAUCUAUGAAGCAUUAUGAAUCAUCAUUGAACGAUUGUAUGCUGGGUAUUGGAAAUUUCUUGAGUGUCAUGUGCGUGUUUGCGUCCAAAAACUGGUUUGGUGAUGCUGUAAACGAAAGUCGCUUGGAUAAAUAUUACCUUAUGCUAGUGGCGCUAAGCUGGGGUAACCUAUGCUUUUAUGUGCUGGUUGGGUUAGCAUAUGCAAGGAAAGAAGCCCCUCCGCAGGAUGAGGAGAUGGAUGAGGUGGAUAUUGAACUGGGUGGUGCAGAGUAUGUGACCCGUUCCACCUCCACAACCCCUACAACCACCAAUAUUAUGAUGGAUAAUAAGAAUCUGCGAUCGCGCUCCCUUGAAGUUAAAGGAUAUAGUGGUGAUGUCAACAACAAGAAGCUUCUCUUACGCUUUCGCACAUUUAAAUGAGUAAUGGUUAGGAAUCAUUUGAUUCAGUUUGUGUCUUCAAAUCA
Molecule: messenger RNA, 1911 nt
Organism: Hevea brasiliensis (rubber tree)
Lineage: Eukaryota; Viridiplantae; Streptophyta; Magnoliopsida; Malpighiales; Euphorbiaceae
Product: protein NRT1/ PTR FAMILY 5.6
Biological process (GO): transmembrane transport
Cellular component (GO): membrane
Molecular function (GO): transmembrane transporter activity
Source: RefSeq, a predicted model, not a curated record